GGAGCCCUGCGGAGCUGAGGGCGGAGCGUCGCAGCCGAUGGCUGGGAGCCGGGCUGGGAGGCGCUGGGCGAGCAGUGGGUUCCAGACGCGUUGCCGCCUGGUUGGGAGGCUGGCAUGGCUGUGUGCUUGUGAGCGCCGAGCGCGCAAGUGGCCGCUGCCACCAUGCCCGGGGGCGUGGGCGCUGCCCGGCUGUGCCUGCUGGCGCUCGCCCUGCCGGGAUGGACCAGAAGAGGAAGUGUGGAAGGCAGCCCCCAGCUACAGCAUGAACUGAUAAUACCUCAGUGGAAGACGGCAGAAGGCCUCAUGAGAGAAAAGCAUCCACUCAAAGCUGAGCUCAGGGUAAUGGCUGAGGGACAACAACUGAUCCUGGACCUGGAGAAGAAUGAGCAACUUUUUGCUCCAGCCUACACAGAAACCCAUUAUACUCCAAGUGGUAACCCUCAAACCACCACGCUGAAGUCCGAGGAUCACUGCUUUUACCACGGGACAGUGAGGAACGCAGAACAGUCCAGUGUCACGCUCAGCACUUGCCGGGGAAUGAGAGGACUGAUUGUGGUGACCAGUAACCUCAGCUACAUCAUCGAGCCCCUCCCUGACAGCGAGGGCCACCACCUUAUUUACAGAUCUGGACAUCUCAAGCUGCCCCCCGGGAAUUGUGGGUUCAAGCACUCCACACCCACUGCCAGGGACUGGGUCCUUCAGUUUACUAACCAGACCAAGAAACGACCUCGCCGGAUGAAAAGGGAAGAUUUACACGCCAUGAAGUAUGUGGAGCUUUACCUCGUAGCUGACUAUGCAGAGUUUCAGAAGAAUCGACGAGACCAGGAUGCCACCAAACACAAGCUCAUGGAGAUCGCCAAUUACGUUGAUAAGUUUUACCGAUCCUUGAACAUCCGGAUUGCCCUUGUGGGCUUGGAAGUGUGGACUCAUGGCAAUAUGUGUGAAGUUUCAGAGAACCCGUACUCUACCCUCUGGUCAUUUCUUGGUUGGAGGCGCAAGCUGCUCGCCCAGAAGAAACACGACAAUGCACAGUUGAUCACGGGCAUGUCCUUCCACGGCACCACCAUCGGCCUGGCCCCCCUCAUGGCCAUGUGCUCCGUGUACCAAUCUGGAGGAGUCAACAUGGACCACUCUGAGAAUGCCAUCGGUGUGGCUGCCACCAUGGCCCACGAGAUGGGCCACAACUUCGGCAUGAGCCACGAUUCCGCAGAUUGCUGCUCAGCCAGUGCGGCUGACGGUGGGUGCAUCAUGGCAGCUGCCACCGGGCAUCCCUUUCCCAGAGUGUUUAAUGGGUGCAACAGGAGGGAGCUGGACAGGUAUCUGCAGUCAGGUGGUGGGAUGUGUCUCUCCAACAUGCCAGACACCAGGACCCUGUAUGGAGGCCGGAGAUGUGGGAACGGGUACCUGGAAGAUGGGGAAGAGUGUGACUGUGGGGAGGAAGAGGAAUGUGACAACCCCUGCUGCAAUGCCUCUAACUGCACCCUGAGAGAAGGAGCAGAGUGUGCCCACGGCUCCUGCUGUCACCGGUGUAAGCUGCUGGCCCCUGGCACUCUGUGCCGGGAGCAGGCGCGGCAGUGCGACCUCCCGGAGUUCUGCACGGGCAAGUCUCCCCAUUGUCCCACCAACUUCUACCAGAUGGACGGCACCCCCUGUGAGGGCGGCCAGGCUUACUGCUACAACGGCAUGUGCCUCACCUACCAGGAGCAGUGCCAGCAGCUGUGGGGGCCUGGAGCCCGACCUGCUCCUGAUCUCUGCUUCGAGAAGGUGAAUGUGGCAGGGGACACCUUUGGAAACUGUGGGAAGGACAUGAACGGAGAACACAGGAAGUGCAACAUGAGAGAUGCCAAGUGUGGUAAGAUCCAGUGUCAGAGUCCCGAGGCCCGGCCCCUGGAGUCCAACGCCGUCCCCAUCGACACCACCAUCAUCAUGAACGGGAGGCAGAUCCGAUGUCGGGGCACCCACGUCUACCGAGGCCCCGAGGAGGAGGGGGACAUGUUGGACCCAGGCCUGGUGAUGACCGGGACCAAGUGUGGCUACAACCAUAUUUGCUUCGAGGGGCAGUGCAGAAACACCUCCUUCUUUGAAACGGAAGGCUGUGGGAAGAAGUGCAAUGGCCACGGGGUCUGCAACAACAACCAGAACUGCCACUGCUUCCGGGGCUGGGCCCCGCCCUUCUGCAACAUGCCCGGCCAGGGGGGAAGCAUCGACAGUGGGCCCAUGCCCCCCGAGAGUGUUGGUCCCGUGGUAGCUGGAGUUUUCUCAGCCAUGUUUGUGCUGGCGGUCCUCAUGCUGCUGUACUACUGCUGUAAACAGAACAACAAACUGGGCCAACUCAAGCCCUUAGCCCUUCCCUCCAAGCUGAGGCAACAGUUCAGUUGUCCCUUCAGGGUGUCUCAGAGCAGUGGAACUGGCCAUGCCAACCCAACGUUCAAGUUGCAGACGCCCCAGGGCAAGCGAAAGGUGACCAACACCCCUGAAACCCCACGGAAGCCCUCCCAGCCUCCUCCCCGGCCCCCUCCGGACUAUCUGCAUGGCGGGUCCCCACCUGUGCCCUUAUCUGCACACCUCAUCAGGACGCCUAGGAACUCCCCAGGGGCCUGGGCCCAAGUAGAGAGGAAGGAGUCAUCCAGGAGGCCUCCCCCAAGCCGGCCAGUGCCCCCUGCACCAAAUUGCAUUCUUUCCCAGGAUUUCUCCAGGCCUCGGCCACCCCAGAAGGCGCUUCCAGCUAACCCGGUACCAGGCCGCAAGGGCCUCCCCAGGCCAGGCGGUGCCUCCAUACUGCUGCCCACUGCCGCUGGUCCUCAUCAGUCCCAGCCUCUGAUAGCACCUGCCCCAAAGGUUCCUGAAUACAGAUCACAGAGGGCUGUGGGGAUGACUAGCUCGAGAAUCUAGACCUGUCUAAGGGCUGCUCCCUUUGCUUGAGGAAUCUGAACACCACGGCCUCUGGAAGAAGCCUGUCUGGCCACCUCUGAGCUCCUCCUCACCUCCCGCCUUCCUCCUGGGACCACCGCAUCUCCAAAAAUCUCCUUCUGGACUCAGACCUCCUCGGCCUCCUUGGAGGCCCAGAGGGACUUCUAUCUGAAGGCAUCCAAGUGUUGUUUUGUGCAAUAUACAGCCCCGGGUAGGGAGAGGGGAGCGCAGGAGAGGACGAAUGGCAGCUCUUCUCCAGCCUCCCUUCAACUGGCCCCUCACCUCAGAGAUGCCAAUAGGGACGGCCCAGGCUGUCCGAGCUGAUGAGCCCAGCUGGGAAAAGUCCCCUUUAGCCCUUCAGGUGAGGACUUAGCUUGGAGAAGCCAUCCAUCCUCGUCCUAUGGCGGAGGGUUUGCAUGAGAGCUUUCCAUUGAGUCUGUCUUCCUAGAAGGUCCCAGACUAGACAGGCUGGACACUGGCCCAUUUUUUGUAGCUCUGAGAUUGAGAACUGUGGCCCUGCCCAGGGCUUGGUUGACAUCACAGCUUCUGGCUCUGCGGCCACAUGUGAACAAGUCAAGUCCCCUCCUCGCCCCACUCCCCAAAUUCUCAUAUCCCCUUAUUUCCAUGGGUCACUCUGACUCAGACAGGUACUAUUUGUAGGCAGUGUAGACAGCAGGGGGAGCACCAGGCCUCCUCUGAGCCGUAAUGCCAAAGGUUUUGACUCUUGACUCAACGAUAAUUCUUGGUUGCCCUUUGUUUUUGCUUCUGCACUUUCCAAGUCGCCCGUGGUUUUGAUUUCUCCUUCCCCGCUUGGGCCCAUAUAACGUGUGGUGCUGUGCAGGGUGGACCCUCAGCAGUCCCGAUGUCCCGGGGAUCUGGUGCUAGUGACCUACAAGUCAGGGUCCUGCCAAUGGAGCGCCUACCUUGGUUCUCAAGAGUAUUGACCUCAGUAGACUUGGGCCGUGGCUGUGGGCAUCGUGGCUUUAUUUUCUGUUGUGUUUUGUGGCCUCAGCAGGGUGAGGGUCUCCCUCCUACUUCCUGACCUAAAUCUAAGGAAAGUGGAGUCCCCGGGGGCAGCAGCAGGUGCAGUGCAGGGAGUAGACAUCCUAGGAACUCCAGCCCGUCCCUUGAGGCAGGCCCGUUGCUGCCUGAGCAGAGAGCACACCUGUCUCUAGAGGUCCCUAGAAAAGCAGCAGUCAGCAGCCUUGAUGGAACAGUCUGAGCUGGGGCCAACCAGGCUGUUUAGGACCCACUUCCUCUGUUCCCUCCUCUGAUCCCUGCCUUUAUCUGGCCCUCACAGAAAGAACUCAACACAGACUGGCGGCUGCCACUGCAGUGGGUCCUACCAUCCCCGGGGCAGGGCAGGAGGGCUGUGUCACUGGAAUGUUCUCUGGGACUGCCUCCCACCCCCAGAAAGGUGCUGUGUGGCUGGGGCCCCCCCACUUCCUGCAGUGAGCAGUUGUUUACUCUUGAAAACCUCAAUACAAGGAAGAGGCUUGAGCUUUCACUCCCCAACCCCGACCGCAGGGCCCCCUUACAGUUCUCUGCACACAGUAGGUGCUCAAUAGAUGUUCCUGGGUUUGUAGACAAGGGAGAGAUGUGGGAUCUGUACCUGGGGACACAUGGGGGGUGGAUUAGAAAGAUCUCAGGAAAAUGAGGUUCUCUUCCCUCAGGUAGUCACGGUAUUCAUGCCCCUUGCUCCCCGACACAGGCCCUGGUUGUCCCCCAUAACCAAUGGUCCCUCCUCCUUGCUGCCGGAUUAAGUCAGGGGACACCCUGCCAUUUAGUGUGCUACUCCAAAGGUCCCAGGUCUCCAGGCUGGGUCCCAGAAAAGGAAAGGGGAAAACAACCCCCGCAAAAAAGAAAACAAACCCCCCGUGAUCCUUACAGCCAAACCCACGGCUCACAGGCAGUCCGGAGGCUUGUCCAGCUUUCCCCCCAAACCAGGAGGUAGAAGGCUUGGAAGGGAAAUGCCACAGCCAUUGUGGCUACUUGAGCCUUUUGAACCCGAAAUCCACCCUCCCUGGAACCACACCAGAAAGAGACCUGGGUUGUUGCUUUCUUGGUGUUUUUGUUUUCCAUUAUUUUAAUACCACCUUCCCUCCAUCCCAUAAAAUUCUACUGUGAACUGGAAGACGGUCACAUGUUAAAAUCUGAUAGAGACUUUAGCAGCCGAUUCUACUGACUGUUUUCCUCCUGGUUCUGUUUGGGGUGCCGGGCACUGUCAUUCUUGUAGGCCGAAGCCCAGGAGCAAGACCUGCCAUGGUGCACCCCCGUCUCCCUCCUGGGCUCGUGUGCUGCUUUGAGGUGACAAAACUAAAUACGGAUUUCAGGAAGGGGGCACUUGAUUUGAAAGGAUUACUGCAAGCCUGGGGAAGGGAAUAUUGCGGUUAGGGCAGGGAGCUAUUGCAAUAGAGAGAACGCUGCUGCGAGGUCUCCCAAAGCUUUUGCUCAGAGGGAAGAGAACUUUCCUUUGUAGGAAGGAGUGAACUUGGCUAGAAAGAAGCACCGCCAAGCACUGUCUCCGUGCUCAGCCUUUUGGAGAGGGGCUGUGUAUUGGCUCAGGCUGAGAGUGGGUCCCAGUUCAGAGUCUGGGGGGGAGGGACGGAGGAAAGGGGCUUAAUUAAGCCUUGGUGGAGUGAGUUGACCAGCCCUUUGUUCAGAUGGAGAUGCAUAUAAAUCUUUUUAAAAGCUAAUUUAGCCUUCUGCCAGUUUUACAACCCUGGAAAUGUUUUUUUUAAGAGCCUGGGAGCCAUCUCUGAAAUGUAAACCUCAGGGGACCCAAGGGAGAUAGCGCCUGGCUCCCUGUCUCAGUGGGAGCUUUGGCCCAGGCACCUGGCUCCCAGUCGUAACUACCUGCUUGCCCUGGGUUCUCUUUUAGACUUGUUUACUUCUCCCUAUAAAAGCCAAGUCCCUUCCUGCCCCAGUUCUGAGACACUUGCAGACCUCAUGGUGUUGCAGUAGCCCCUUCCCCCUAUUGCAGUAGUCCCUUACCAUUCCUUGCAAUAAUCCAAAGCCCCCGCCCCCCUUAGCUAUGUCCAAAUUUGUUAUGUGGGAGAGGGGAUGGAAGACUUACAUAUUUAAAUUGAGGACCAGUUCUAAAGUCAGUGGUUGUAUUAACUGUGUGUAUAACAGCUCUGCUGGACACCUAAUAAGAAAGCCAAGGAAAUACCAACUGGAAGGUGCUAAGAGGGGUUCUGCAGAAUCCAAGCCAAGCGCCCCCUAAGUUACCCUUCCCCGCAUCCUCUCACACCAUCCACUAUGUGUAUGUAUGUGUCUGGGAUCCAGGGCAAUGUGAAUUUUCUUUUUUUGGGGAGAUUAUUCGUGGGAAACAGAUCCUCUUCUCUCUCGUUCACCUAUUAAUUGUUUACAAAAUUUAUACAUCUAUGCAAAAUACUUGAAUGGGCCAUGGUGCCUUUUUUCCUUGUUUAUAUUUAAUUAAAAUAAAUUGUCAUUUGAAAUGUU
This is a messenger RNA of Rhinolophus ferrumequinum (greater horseshoe bat), 6375 nucleotides long. RefSeq names its product ADAM metallopeptidase domain 19 (gene ADAM19). NCBI's taxonomy places the organism in Eukaryota, Metazoa, Chordata, Mammalia, Chiroptera, Rhinolophidae. Gene Ontology annotation, biological process: membrane protein ectodomain proteolysis. The coding region runs from base 163 to 2892 and encodes 909 amino acids. The record is from RefSeq and is a predicted model, not a curated record. Gene Ontology annotation, molecular function: metalloendopeptidase activity. The transcript has 23 exons.